AUGGUCACUGUUUCUGCAAGCCGAACAUUUGCGGCCAAAAGUGUUCUGCUUGCCGAGAGGGAUACUUCAAUCUGGAGAGCGGUAAUUACUUUGGCUGUAAAGGAUGCCAUUGUGACAUCGGGGGAUCCGUUGGUCCUUUGUGCGAGGAGACGACGGGAUCUUGUCAGUGCAGAAACAAUAUUGGGGGACCUGCGUGUUCUGACCUGUAAUUGCAAUGGCCACGCCUAUGACUGCUAUUAUGACCCAGACAUCGAGCAUCAGAAAGCCAGCAAGAAUCGUUAUGACCAGUUUGAAGGAGGAGGGGUCUGCAUUGACUGUCAGCAUCAUACAACGGGCGUUAACUGUGAGAGGUGCAGUCCGGGAUAUUAUAAAUCCCCUGAUCAUUCCCUAGAUUCACCUUAUAUUUGCUACCGCUGCAACUGUGACUCAGUCUUCACCGAUGGCACUUGUGAGGAUUUCACUGGCCGCUGCUACUGCAAGCCAAACUACUCAGGAGAACAUUGUGAUGCUUGCGCAGACAAUUACGUGGACUUCCCCCAUUGCUACCCGAUCUCGGUUUUAUCUUACAAUGCUACCGGAGAACAGGUCCUUCCAGCUGGGCAGAUAAUAAAUUGUGACUGCAACGUGGCUGGAACAAGAGGCAACACCUGCAGGAAAGAUGCUGAGGCUGGUUUGUGUUUGUGUAAACCGAACUUCCAAGGGACGCAAUGUGAUCAGUGUGUACCUGGCUACUAUGGACCAAAUUGCCAACCUUGCCAGUGCUCGGGUCCUGGAUUCUACGAAGGCAGCUGCGACAAUGAAACUGGACAAUGUCUGUGCCGAAUUGGAUUUCAAGGCUACUUAUGCAACUCGUGUGUUCCUGGCUAUUUCAACUACCCACUCUGUCAACUUUGUGGUUGCAGUGCUAUUGGGACCUUGCCCGACGGCUGUGAUGCUUCCGGAAAAUGCCACUGCAGACCUGAAUACGGCGGACUUCAUUGUGAUCAGUGCAGUUUUGGAUAUCAUUCCUACCCUCACUGCCAAGCUUGUUCGUGUGACCUUCGGGGCUCGGUGGACAGCAAUUGCAACUCCAUUGGUCAAUGCAACUGCCAUUCAAAUUAUGUCGGUCAAAGGUGCACCCACUGUGCCCCAGGCUUCUAUGGCUUUCCUUCUUGCACAGUUUAA
This is a messenger RNA of Thamnophis sirtalis, 1164 nucleotides long. Lineage: Eukaryota; Metazoa; Chordata; Lepidosauria; Squamata; Natricidae. The record is from RefSeq and is a predicted model, not a curated record.